This is a messenger RNA of Liolophura sinensis, 1218 nucleotides long. Its product is annotated as prostaglandin reductase 1-like. The transcript is spliced from 9 exons. Gene Ontology annotation, molecular function: 15-oxoprostaglandin 13-reductase [NAD(P)+] activity; 2-alkenal reductase [NAD(P)H] activity. Gene Ontology annotation, biological process: prostaglandin metabolic process. The coding region runs from base 104 to 1096 and encodes 330 amino acids. Gene Ontology annotation, cellular component: cytoplasm. The record is from RefSeq and is a predicted model, not a curated record. NCBI's taxonomy places the organism in Eukaryota, Metazoa, Mollusca, Polyplacophora, Chitonida, Chitonidae.
GAUCCAGACAUGGGUCAUUGCAGGACUCUGGUUGAGACUGAGAGCAUGAGAGGCGUACUUGGCUGACCUUGAUUUACUCGUAGAAACUGUUAAGUUCAUCACCAUGGUUCAAGCUAAGAAAUGGAUACUUGCUCAUCAUUUCGAUGGCCAGCCAAAAGACAGCGACUUACAGCUGGUGGAAGAAACACUGCCCGACCUCAAAGACGGCGAUGUACUCAUAGAGGCCGUUUUCCUGAGCGUGGACCCUUACAUGAGACCGUAUUCAGCUCGAAGUCUGAAGGAAGGGGACACGAUGAUUGGCUCCCAAGUGGCUCAGGUAAAGGAAAGUCGAAAUGCCAAUUUCCCAAAGGACAGUUACGUCGUGGCCAAUGUGGGUUGGCGUAGCCACACAGUAACGUCUGACGAGUCCCUUCUCCGCCCCGUCCCACCCUUUGGGAAACUUCCUCUGUCGUACGCCUUAGGAAUACUCGGAAUGCCUGGAAUGACUGCUUACUUCGGACUUCUGGAGAUCUGUCAUCCGAAAGAGGGAGAGGUGGUACUGGUGAACGGCGCAGGCGGGGCAGUGGGGUCACUUGUGGGACAGAUCGCAAAGCUCAAGGGAUGUAAGGUCAUCGCGUUUGCAGGGACAGAGGAGAAAUGCCGGUGGCUGCGUGAGGAUCUCAAGCUAGACGUCGUCUACAACUACAAAAAGGUGGCCGACCAGGAAAAGGCCAUACGCGAGGCUGCCCCAGACGGUGUUGACUGCUUUUUCGACAACGUAGGUGGGGAAGCCUUCACUGCCGGAAUACACAACAUGAAGACCUUUGGCAGAGUAUCUUUGUGUGGUGCUAUAUCUACAUAUAACGCUAAGGGGGAGGAACUCAGAGGUCCGUAUGCCAAUGGAAUCAUCAUCAGUCGGCAACUUAAGUUAGAGGGUUUCAUUGUGCUCCGAUGGUUGCCAAAGUGGGGAGAUGCCAUCAAGGAAACGAUUGGGUGGAUUCAGCAGGGUAAAGUGCAAACCAAAGAAACAGUGACGGAAGGAUUUGAAAACAUGAGGGCUGCUUUCUACGGCCUGUUUACAGGAGAUAAUAUCGGCAAGGCGGUAGUUAAAGCUUGAACAACCCUCGAUCGUGUGUGUCAUAAAUAUUCAUGUGGGUGUUGCUCCACAUUGGCUUUGCGGAGUAUACUCUUUAUUUUUAUUUUUGUGUAUUUCUGUAAGAUGAAAAUAAAUAUUUAAGC